Molecule: messenger RNA, 2298 nt
Organism: Pelodiscus sinensis (Chinese soft-shelled turtle)
Lineage: Eukaryota; Metazoa; Chordata; Testudines; Trionychidae
Source: RefSeq, a predicted model, not a curated record
GGAAAAAUAACCCAAUACUUUGGUUUGUUUCAGAGUAUAUCAUGAAGGAAAUAAAGGAAUCCCCAAAGACCCAUUUCCCUUUGAGGCUGAUGUCCAAGUACAUUUGAUUGGUGAGGGUUGCAAAAGUCCCUUAGAAAGUUUUUGGAAUGGAAACAGCAUGAUAUUCAUUAUGCAGAAAGCAGUUAAGUGGGUUGGACAUGUUGAACUAACUGACCAAAUGGAAGAAUCACAAAUAGAUGAUGCCACUAAUAUUUCAGAGUUUACACCAGAGAUGGGUUCUGGGCCAGUUGCUCUAUCUGUUGGAAGAGCAAAGGAACUGAUUUCACUCUAUACCAUGUCACAAAAUCCUAACAUGACCCAUUUGAACAUAAGCAAACGAUGUGUGCUUCCUCCCCUUUGGGUAAGGUGUGACUGCUCUGACGCUGAACAUACCUGUUGGCUAGGAGCUGAGCCUCUCAAACAUCGGGACACAAUCACAGGGAUCAAUCUCCAUAUAGUUACAUGUAAUGGUCCUACAGCUGAUAAAACCUGUUUUGAAAAUCUAGAAGAUCUUAAAAUGGCACACAGAAUCAGACAUCACUCAUCUGUUGUGGCAACCAAAGGCUUUGCUCAGUAUGAGCUUGUUCGAUCCACUACAUUGGAGGAUACAAUUGUUGAAUCAGAGAGUAAUAUAUCUAUUGAUAUUACAUGGAAUAAUGUGAAUAAGAUUCUGGAGACACCUCCACUCACUGCAGUGGCAACAUUGAACAUUAGAUUGGAACCUGGGGACCCAAGGAGUCCUGUGUUCGAGUUACAUAGAGAACUGCAGUUUCUCCUUGUUUUGGCUGAAGGCUUGAAGACUGGAGUGACGGAUUGGCCUGAGCCUUUGGUAGCUGAAUCAGCGGUUGAGCUUGUUCAGGAACUUCUGAAUGAUUUAAAGAACAAAUUGGAUGGAUUUAAUGCAUCAGUACACAAAAACGCUGCAGAGAAAGUCAAAUGUGACUCUGCUGCAGUGGACAGUUCAAUAAAAUCGCUUUUUAGUGAGAGAGGAGACCUGGAUUUUGCUGAAGAGCUGUGGUGCAAAAUGAGAAGGAGUGUCUCUUCUUAUCAAGACUUGGUAAAGUGUUUCACACUGGUCAUCAGAUCUCUAGAAAAUGGUGAGAUACAGCCAUGGAUUCAUCAAGGGAGUAGCAGUUUACUAAGCAAAUUGAUUAAUCAAACUUAUCAUGGAGCUAUGGAGGCUAUUUCCUUGACUGGUAUCACCCCAAUUCAAAUGCUUCUGGAGAUUGGGCUCGACAAAAUGAAGAAAGAUUAUGUCAGUUGUUUUAUAGAUCAGGAACUUGGAACAUUAACUUAUCUGGACUACUUCAUUUCCACAGCAGUAGACCUACAGGAGCAGGUUCAUCGUGUUCAAAAACUUCAUCAUGUGCUGGAAAUAUUGGUCAGCUGCACAGUCUUUCUUCACUUCAAAUAUGAGAACCUCUUCCCUUUGAUGCAAUCCUGCAUCAAAUAUUACAAAGAAAAUCCUCUGAAUGAGAAGCAUGUGUUUCAGCUACCAAUCAGACCAGCUAUUGUUAAGAAGUUCUAUCAAAAUGAUCAUGCACAAAAAUGGAGAUUGGAAAUAAGUAGUGAAUACGGUCAGAAAAUGGUAAAAACAGUUUGGCAGCUUAGCACUAGACCUCCUGUUGAACAUCUGACUUCAAACAACCUAGGAGUACUUUGUGAUACAACAGUUAAUGGAAACACAGAAGAAAGUAUGUAUUUUAUUACCAUGGCUAACUGCAGUCAGGUGCAUUUUACAUAAAAGACUGCUGUUGUACAGAUAGAGCCUUAGGAGGUACAGUAAGUGGAAAAUGUCGGCUUGUCUGUUUCCCUCCCAGCAUAUCUAAACAUAUUUUGUGGUUGGAAGAAUGUUAUUUGCUAAUGUGUGUUUAAAGUAGGAAUUUAGAUGUACCUCUAAUUCAACAGUACAUGUGCAGUUUUUUUUGGUAUAUUGUAACAGUCUGUUUUAAAAUAUAUAAAAUAAUUUCUUUAAAAAUUAAUUUUGAUAGCUUAUGAAUAGUCUACUUUUUUACAUUUUAAAUUUAAUUUUUAUUCUUGUACAAUGUAGUUGACCAAGAGCAAACCAUAUUAUGAAUCUUUACUGAUGUUACAUGAAUAAGACAUAUUUGGAGAGCUGCUCUUCCAGUAGCAUAUACAUUUUGUAAAAUAACUUCAGUUUUCUUUAAGUCUCUCUACUUUUAUUUUGGAGUUGCUCUUCUCAUCCAGUCCAAAUUCAACGUUCCCUCAAAUGCAAAAAAAAAUAAAUAAAUUUAAUCU